AUAUUCCAUUGUCUGAAUAGACCAUAGGCUGCUCAUUCAUUCAUCCAUCAAUGGACAUUUGGGUGCUCUCACCUUUUGGCUAUUGGGAACAGUGCUGCUGUGAACACCAAUGUCCUCCUAUCUGUUCAGGGCCCUGCCCCCAGUUCCUUUUGGGCAAUUCUCAAUUUCUAGGGAAAUGCUUGGAAGUGGCGUUGCUGGAGCGUCUGGCCGUUCUGUUCUCCGGCCGCUGCACCGUUUCCCAUCCCGCCCAUGUCCUCGCCAACACCCGCAGCUUGUUUUUGCUUUGUUAGUGGUUUUGGUUUUGGUUUUGGUAAUAGCCCUCCUCGUGGGUGUACAGUAGUAUCUCACUGUAGUUAGGAUUUUUUUUUUUUUCAAGAUUAGAAGGUGGCAAAACUUUUGGCCAAGGCUCAUUCCAGGAUUGCACAUCAGAAACCGGAAUUUAGGAAAAAGGGAGGAAGCCACAGCUGAAGGACGUUAGGAUGGGCCGCUGGGGGCGGGCUUUGGGCAGUUUUUCGUGCUCAGGCAUAGGUGAGAGGCCCCGGUGCUGAUUCCAGGGUCUCCUCUCGGCUCACAUCUCCUGGAGCAGCACCAGGCAGCCGGGUCUCCGCGGAGCCAUGACACUCCCAACCCCACAACCUCCCACAGCCUAUUCUGCGUAACAGGGGUCCUUUUUGAAGAGUCUGCUGUGUGCCAGGCACCAAAUGGAUCCUCACAAAUCCUCACAUGGACCCUAGGAGGCAGCCUUCCUCUCUGCUGGCCUCGGGGUGCAUGCGUCCUUGGAGCCCUACACCCUGCCCAUGACCAGCUCCAGCUGGGAGCCCCGGCUGGACUCCCCAUUUCCAUCAGGCCCUUCCACCGGCUCUGCGGGGGCCGGAGUCAUGGCUGAGCCCAGCAAGCAGGGCCCCAAGAACCCACGUGUGUCCGGCGUGACAGUUCAGCUGGAGAUGAAGGCUCUGUGGGAGGAGUUCAACCAGCUGGGCACAGAGAUGAUUGUCACCAAGGCAGGCAGGAGGAUGUUUCCCACCUUCCAGGUGAAGAUCCUGGGCAUGGACACACUGGCUGACUACGCCCUGCUCAUGGACUUCGUGCCUCUGGACGACAAAAGAUACAGGUACGCCUUUCACAGCUCAGCCUGGCUGGUGGCAGGCAAAGCAGACCCGGUCACGCCCGGUCGCGUGCACUUCCACCCGGACUCACCGGCCAAGGGCGCACAGUGGAUGCGCCAGAUUGUGUCCUUUGACAAGCUCAAGCUGACCAACAACCUGCUGGACGACAAUGGCCACAUCAUUCUCAACUCCAUGCACCGCUACCAGCCCCGAUUCCACGUGGUCUUCGUGGACCCACGCAAGGACAGUGAGCGCUACGCCCAGGAGAACUUCAAGUCCUUCAUCUUCGCGGAGACCCAGUUCACAGCCGUGACAGCCUAUCAGAACCACCGGAUCACCCAGCUGAAAAUAGCCAGCAACCCUUUUGCCAAGGGCUUUAGGGAGACGGACUCGGAAUCCUGGACUGUAUCUCCACGAGCCCUGUUCAGCAUCCCGGCCCGGAGUCACAGCGGCCUCAGUCCCUGCCUGCUGAAGUGCCCUGCAGGGCAGGAAAAAGACCGCAACAAAGCUCCGGCCUCCAACUCCAGGACAUCUGCCCGGCUGCACCAUCAGCUGCUGGCCCCCCCUGAAGCUCUGCUGGCCCCAGCCACCUACCAGUCCCUCAACUACCAGGGCCUGUACCCUGGUGCUUCAAGUCCCCUCAGAAUCCCAAGGGCCCGACCAACACCGUAUCCCCUCCCCAGUAUUCAAGCUGACAGAGAUCAGGAAGGCCUGCCCCUCCCAGCUAGGCUGGGGCUCCUGUCCCCCACUGCCAUGUGCUUGGGGCCUGUCCAGGACCCUCAGUGAUAAAGGCCCUGUGGACAGACUUCUCUUGCCCUGAAUGCUAUCCCCUCCAGCCUUGCCUGUACAGAGACCCUGUCCCCUCCCAAG
Ailuropoda melanoleuca (giant panda) is the source of this 1976-nucleotide messenger RNA. RefSeq names its product T-box transcription factor 10 (gene TBX10). Gene Ontology annotation, cellular component: nucleus; chromatin. The transcript has 8 exons. Gene Ontology annotation, biological process: positive regulation of DNA-templated transcription; regulation of transcription by RNA polymerase II; cell fate specification. The coding region runs from base 798 to 1892 and encodes 364 amino acids. The record is from RefSeq and is a predicted model, not a curated record. Gene Ontology annotation, molecular function: DNA-binding transcription factor activity, RNA polymerase II-specific; RNA polymerase II cis-regulatory region sequence-specific DNA binding. Lineage: Eukaryota; Metazoa; Chordata; Mammalia; Carnivora; Ursidae.